UAUUUGGAGAUCCGGAGCUCUAAUCCUAUAAGCCACUGCCAGUGGUCUUAACAGCACAAACGUGUUCACACUGAAAUGGCGGCCGCGGCUCUGUCGCCAGCCACCACUUCCCUCCGCCUAAAACCCUUCUCUGCCGUCCGCCUCCUCUCUCUCUACCGCAAAACCACCAAAACCGCGGCAGUCCCUAAUAGCUACCUCUGCUUCUUGCCGAAGCCUCCAACACAUUCCAUACCAUCACAUUCCGUCUGCCGCCGCCGCAGCUUCUGCUCUGUAGUUUGCUCCGCUGUUUCGUCUGGCGAAGCUGUCGAAAGGCCUUUAUCAGGGGACUUCGGGACAAAGGAAGUUGAAGGAAGCAGGAAAAUCGGGGAAUUCCGGAGAAGAUUGAGAAUCGCAGACAUAAAAGGAGGGCCUGAUGAGGGUUUGGAUCGAUUGGGUGAGACUUUAGUGGUUCGAGGUUGGGUUCGGACUUUGCGAGUACAGAGCAGCGUUACAUUUAUAGAGGUUAAUGAUGGGUCGUGUCUUUCGAAUAUGCAAUGUGUUGUGAGCCAGGAUGCUGAAGGUUAUGAUCAGGUGGAAAAUGGUCUGAUUAUAACAGGAGCAUCAGUAUGGAUACAAGGCACUAUAGCGAGCAGCCAAGGAUCAAAACAGAAAAUAGAACUGAAAGUUGAGAAGCUUGUACUGGUUGGUAAAAGUGAUCCUUCCUUCCCAAUUCAGAAGAAGCGAGUCACCAGAGAAUUUUUGAGAACCAAAGCACAUCUUCGUCCUAGAACAAAUACUUUUGGUGCGGUUGCAAGGGUGAGGAACGCUUUGGCCUUUGCUACACACAAGUUUUUCCAAGAAAAUGGUUUUGUUUGGGUCUCAAGUCCUAUUGUCACUGCCUCUGAUUGUGAAGGUGCUGGCGAACAAUUUUGUGUGACAACCUUGAUUCCAAACUCCAAAGAACCUACAAAUUCUCCAGUGAAUGAAAUCCCAAAAACUGAAUCUGGUUCUGUCGACUGGUCUCAAGACUUUUUUGGGAAACCAGCCUUCUUAACAGUUUCUGGACAACUCAAUGCUGAAACAUAUGCUACUGCCCUUAAUGAUGUCUACACAUUUGGUCCUACAUUCAGAGCAGAAAAUUCUAACACUUCCAGACACUUGGCAGAAUUUUGGAUGAUUGAACCAGAGCUUGCAUUUGCUGAUUUAGAAGAUGACAUGUCCUGUGCAGCUGCCUAUCUCCAGUAUGUAGUACAAUAUAUUCUGGAUAAUUGCAAAGAAGACAUGGAAUUCUUCAAUACUUGGAUUGAGAAAGGAAUCAUCAAACGAUUAAGUGAUGUUGUUGAGAAAAAGGUUGUGCAGUUGACUUAUACUGAUGCAAUUGAACUACUGUUGAAAACAAAAAAGAAGUUUGAAUUCCCAGUUAACUGGGGAUGUGAUUUGCAAAGUGAGCAUGAACGUUAUAUCACUGAGGAAGCUUUUGGUGGAUGCCCUGUCAUAAUAAGAGAUUAUCCAAAGGAAAUCAAGGCAUUUUACAUGCGGGAGAAUGAUGAUGGAAAGACUGUUGCAGCAAUGGAUAUGUUGGUUCCUCGGGUGGGUGAACUUAUCGGUGGAAGCCAGAGAGAGGAACGCCUUGAGUAUCUGGAAAAACGCUUAGACGACUUAAAUCUGAAUAAAGAAAGCUACUGGUGGUAUCUUGAUCUACGGCGCUAUGGCUCAGUUCCUCACGCUGGAUUUGGACUAGGCUUUGAGAGGCUUGUGCAGUUUGCGACGGGAAUAGAUAAUAUUCGGGAUGCAAUACCUUUCCCUAGGACACCUGGCUCAGCCGAGUUUUGAUACUCGACUCCCGCCAUCGGGUUUUAUUACAUCAGUAUAGUGUUCAGAAUAUCUGAUGUGCAUCAAUUUUUGCACCAGAGAUGGACAACAGAAUCGUGGCUUUUGAUUGGACAAAAUCCAUCCUCCGGUAUGUAACAUACACUUGAUUUCACUGCCAUUUCUGAUUGUUGGAUACUAAGAAAAGAAAAAAUAAAAUUUUCUUUUUAAGUUAAAAUAAGCAUGGUAUGAGUGUAUGACAGUAUGAGCUAGCUAUGGCUAUGGCCUGUGAGCUUUCUUAAUGUUUACUACAAUCACAUGACAA
This is a messenger RNA of Ipomoea triloba (trilobed morning glory), 2113 nucleotides long. RefSeq names its product asparagine--tRNA ligase, chloroplastic/mitochondrial. Bases 76 to 1812 code for a protein of 578 amino acids. The transcript is spliced from 15 exons. The record is from RefSeq and is a predicted model, not a curated record. Gene Ontology annotation, cellular component: mitochondrion. Lineage: Eukaryota; Viridiplantae; Streptophyta; Magnoliopsida; Solanales; Convolvulaceae. Gene Ontology annotation, biological process: asparaginyl-tRNA aminoacylation. Gene Ontology annotation, molecular function: ATP binding; asparagine-tRNA ligase activity.